Zymoseptoria tritici IPO323 is the source of this 429-nucleotide messenger RNA. RefSeq lists its product as uncharacterized. The record is from RefSeq and is a predicted model, not a curated record. Gene Ontology annotation, biological process: protein folding in endoplasmic reticulum. NCBI's taxonomy places the organism in Eukaryota, Fungi, Ascomycota, Dothideomycetes, Mycosphaerellales, Mycosphaerellaceae. The coding region runs from base 1 to 429 and encodes 142 amino acids. The transcript has 2 exons. Gene Ontology annotation, cellular component: EMC complex.
AUGGGGGCCACAUCCAACACGAUCAAUCUGCUUGGAAUGGUAUUCCUCUCACAUGCCGUCUACAGCUCAUAUGAGCACUCGCUGCUACCCAAUGCCUCACAACCACCGCCUCCGAGCUCGAUACUUCCCGCCAUGCUCGAUCCAAAAAUCAACAUCCCUCUCGACAUCAUACUGGAAACAGUCUUCUCGGUCCUGCUUCUUUGCGUCGGAGUUGUGCUGGGCAGUCAGGAUCUGAAACCAAUUCAAUGGAGCGUGUGGGCUGGACGAUUAGAGCGCAGCAAAGAGGCUAGGGAGAUCACAGAAGUCGGCGCUGGUGGUGGGAACCCAUUCACAAGCGUGGAGGAGAGGCCCGGAUUCCUGGACAUCAGAGAGAAGAGGAAGGAGUUUGCGGCGUGGAUCAAAGAAGGCAGUGGGACCAUCAAGGCAUGA